AUGGGUAGUACGAACGAACCGGGCAACCACGCCCUCAUCUUUGGCGCCUCUGGCAUCACCGGCUGGGCCAUCACGAACGCUCUGCUCUCCGACUAUCCCUCUCCCGAUGCCUUCUCCAAAGUUACAGCCCUGACGAACCGGCCUCUGAGCAAGGAGCAGGCGCAAUGGCCAGAAAGCAGCAAGCUCCAGCUCGUCAGCGGCAUCGACCUGCUCAUGGACGGAGGCCAACAAGGUCUCGAAAAAGAGAUGCAAUCAAAGAUCGGCGAUAUGUCUACGGUCUCACACGUCUACUUCUUCUCGUACGUGAUGGACCUCGAUCCUGCAAAAGAGAUCUCCAUCAAUGUGACCCUGCUCGAACGUGCCGUGACAGCCGUCGAGAACCUCUCCAAGAAUCUCAAAUACGUCGUCCUGCCGACCGGCACCAAGGCCUACGGUGUGCACUUGAUCGACAAGUUUCCCUUUACGCCGCCGCUCGCGGAGAACCUGCCCCGCAUCCCCGAGCCGUAUGCGAGCGAGAUGUUCUAUUACAACCAGCUCGAUAUGCUAGCUUCGCUGGCGAAAGGCAAGCAAUGGACGUGGUGCGAGGUCAGGCCGGAUGUAGUGGUCGGAUUUGUGCCGAACAACAACGUGUACUGUCUCGCGCAAGCAUUGGCACUCUACCUCUCCUGCUACGCCGCCGUCGCCGGCCCCGGCGCCUCCGUCGAAUUCCCCGGCACCGCCGCCUCCUGGACCAUCCUCAGCAACGACAGCAGCCAAGACAUCCUGGCCAAAUUCAGCAUCUGGGCCUCGCUGCACCCCUCCGAAACUGGUGGCCAAGCCUUCAACGUCGCCGACAACGCGCGCCCGUCCUCCUGGUCCGAGAAGUGGCCCGUCAUCUGCGAGUUCUUUGGGCUGAAAGGCGUCGGCCCGCCUCCAAACGGGGGCUCCGGACCCCAGCCGGGAGAGUACCUGGUGGAACAUGUGGAGACGUGGAGGGAGUUGGAGCAGAAGCAUGGGCUGCAGAAGGGGAGGGUUGAGGGGAAUGAGCGGAGUUUUGGCGGGUUUCCAUAUUUUAUUAUGACAAUGUUUAAUUUUGAUCGGCAGAUGGAUAUGAGUAAGCUGCAUGAGACGUGGGGGGAUGAGAAGGUGGAGACGGAUGCAAAGGGGGCGUGGUGGACGGCUUUUGAGCGGUUUAGGAGGGCGAAGAUCAUUCCGUAA
Molecule: messenger RNA, 1197 nt
Organism: Coniosporium apollinis CBS 100218
Lineage: Eukaryota; Fungi; Ascomycota; Dothideomycetes
Exons: 2
Coding region: 1-1197 (398 amino acids)
Source: RefSeq, a predicted model, not a curated record